Molecule: messenger RNA, 699 nt
Organism: Lucilia sericata (common green bottle fly)
Lineage: Eukaryota; Metazoa; Arthropoda; Insecta; Diptera; Calliphoridae
Product: carnitine O-acetyltransferase-like
Exons: 2
Coding region: 1-699 (232 amino acids)
Biological process (GO): carnitine metabolic process, CoA-linked
Cellular component (GO): peroxisome
Molecular function (GO): carnitine O-acetyltransferase activity
Source: RefSeq, a predicted model, not a curated record
AUGAAAGAUAAAUUUAAAUUAGCAGAACAAAAUAUUAAUGAUUUGGCCUGUGAUAUGGAUCUGUAUAUAAAACAUUAUAAGACCUAUGGUAAGGAGUUCUUAAAGCAACAAAAACUAAGUCCUGAUAGUUUUAUACAAAUGGCUUUGCAAUAUGGUUUUUAUAAACUACAUAAAUCGCCUGCUGCUCAAUACGAAUCAGCACACUUGCGUAUCUAUUAUGGAGGACGCACUGAAACUAUACGCUCCUGCUCUAAUGAAUCUUUGGCUUUUAAUAAAGCCAUGUUAGAUCCACAAGGUUGUGAUGAAAAUCGUUUAUUGUUAUUGCGUGAAGCGGUAAAUGGUCAUCGUAAUUAUACCAAUAUGGCCUUGCAGGGACAUGGUGUAGAUCGCCACUUAUUGGGUCUGAAACUUAUGGCAAUUGAAAAUAAAAAGCCUAUACCGAAAUUUUUCUCAUCCAAAGCUUUUGUCAAAAGUUCACAUUUUCGCAUAUCUACUUCUCAAGUGGCCACCGGCAAUAAAGCUUUUAUGUGUUAUGGAGCCCCGGUUAAAGAUGGUUAUGGUUGUUGUUAUAAUCCGAGAAAAAACGAUAUGUUUUUAGCUUGUUCCGGUUGGAAAUCGAAUAAGGAAACAAAUGCCAAAGAUUUUGCUGAAUGUAUAAGUGCCGCUUUAGAUGAAAUGCAAGAAUUGUUGAAAAAAUGA